Molecule: messenger RNA, 1245 nt
Organism: Caenorhabditis auriculariae
Lineage: Eukaryota; Metazoa; Nematoda; Chromadorea; Rhabditida; Rhabditidae
Source: the annotation of a GenBank genome assembly
AUGUUGCAAUUGAUCGCAUAUUUCGUUCUGAACGUCAUUGGAUUUCUAUUUUUUCUCUCCGUUUGGAGAAUAUUGCCGAAGGUUUCUUUUUUAGUUGAAGUCACUCUGAAAAUAUUAAUUACCAGCCCAAACCGUUGGAUUAUACAACGAUUCCCGGCCUGAAACUCGAUGUCGCCGAAGCUGAAGAGAUUCCGCCGAUGGUCGUUGGACCAGGAGAAGAGGUCGAUUAUGAAUUUCGGGGUCAUUGGGACAAAAUUAAAAAGUUUUUCAACUGUUUCGAAUCGCUAUGAAAGUUCAUUUUGAAGGUUUCCUUCAUUGAGACUUUUCUUGGAGUACCUUGAAUUGAAAUUCGGGCCUCUGAACUCAUUUUACUGGUCGAAUCGGUUCGUUGUCAGCGUUUGCAACCUUGAAUUGGUUCAGGAACUUCGUAAACAUGAGAAGCACUUGUGUGAGUUGAGAAUAAAAAGGGAAAAAAAAAUUUUUUUUUCUCAAUUUGAUGGCAUUUUUCUAGUUCGAAGAAGCUGAAUUGUGCGAUUUAUUGAAAAAUCGAUUGAAAAAAAAAAAACUUGGACAUUUACGAGCAUUUCAAGUGAUCCCGUUAGCGGUGUCAGCACUAUUUUGCUUUACCGAGGUCCAUUUUUAGGGACGCCAGAGUGGUCCCUAUAAGGGGGGAGGUAAAAACAGCCCUAUAGAGGUCUCAAAAGUGCUCCCUAUAGUGAAAAUUUGGGCGGGUUAGGAUCUAACCUUCAAGCCUCUUAAUUUCAAGUGGCCUCUAUAAAGAUCUUUUAAUUUUUUGUGAACUUGCUCCCCUAUAGGGAUUAUUUUUGCAAGCUUUAGUGACCCCUAUAGGGGAGGUAUAGUGGUCCCUUGAUUCAAAUCUUUAAAGCCCUCUAGGAACCACUCUGGCGAUCCUAAGGUGGUAGUAUAUUCUAUGUCGAAAUUUUAAAAGGAGCAUACUUUCAUGCGAUAUGCCUUAAAAUUACAGGACACUUUUCAAAAAAAAAAAUUCAUCCUGUGUUAUUUUGAGUCAGAGCAAAACCGUUGUUAUUAUUAACACAACAGCAUUUUCUGCCUCGCUGAAUGGUUUUUUUGUAAUUGAGAAGCUUUUCUUUAAACAAAAAGAUUAUUAUUUCAAGAAUUUAUUAUUGUUUUGUUUAUAUAAAUUUUUCAGUAGCCAUUUCACCAUUAGCCUUUUGCCAGUUAUUUGCAUGCCGAUCCAGAAAUAUGUACUGCGGCCCGUUAUAA